AUGGAAAACGGUGACUCUCCUCUGGUAGCUGCAAUGUUCAGAGAGAUUGGAAACCUACGUAAUUUCAAGCAAAUGACUUUGAGGCUCAACAUGGCUUCAUUGAAAGACAUGCGCUCACAGAAAAUUCAUGGUUCGUUGUAUAAGGCUAGCUUGGAGAAGAGUUAUCGUCAGUUCACAGUUUUAAAGUUUGUGGAGUUAUAA
Cylicostephanus goldi is the source of this 201-nucleotide messenger RNA. Lineage: Eukaryota; Metazoa; Nematoda; Chromadorea; Rhabditida; Strongylidae. The record is from the annotation of a GenBank genome assembly.